UGAUUGAUUGAAACUGAGAGCAUCUCUGAGCGGGCCCUCGCUGGAGUCCGGGAAACGCCUGCAGUCAAUCGACGUCUAUCGCAGCGAAUUGAAGUGGUCGACGGCUCCUCAUAGGCCUAGCUGAGGCUUAGUAAACACCAAUUCACUUGACGUGCGCCGACGACGGACCGACGAACUCUCGAGAGUUUUUUACCGCUUUGUGGCUCUGAAAAAUCUCUGCCCCGGUACCAUGGAGCACGUGACGCCCGGUGAUAACGUACUCCUACUGUGGAAUGGGCAGCCCGAGCUUAAAGCCUUGGAGGAGUUCGUCGAAACGGCGAAAAAAACCUCGGGCAAAGAGGCAGCUGUCGAGAACCUGGAUUUUUUCAAGGGUCGCGAGGAAUAUUUCGAGGUCGUUUUCGUGGGAGCAGUUACCCCUCGGAUGAAACUUUCGCCUAGCGAGUGGAGCAAAGUUCACAAAUCACUGAAGCUGUCCGGAACACUGGUAUACUCGACAGACUGUUCCACCGGCGCGGCUAAGGAGCUGAAACUGAAUGGUUUCAUCAAGGUUUCUGAACCAAAAGAAAUCAAAGGCGGUGUUGAGUUCCUCGCACAGAAACCGCCGUACAAACUGGGAGCUUCGACCUCUAUCGGGAAUCAAGCUUAUUGGCUCCUCGAAACGGGCGAGCUAAUUGACGACGAUCAGCUGCUGCAUAGCGAUGAUUGCGUAGGGGUCGACCCGAGCAAAGCAUACGUCUGCCCCGAACCAGGUCCGAAAAAAAUGUGCAAGAAUUGCACCUGUUAUCUCUCCAAAGAUUUAGAGAAAGCCAAGAUCGAUACCGCUCCUCCGCUAAAAAGUAGUUGCGGGAGUUGCUACCUGGGUGAUGCAUACCGGUGUGCCGAAUGUCCAUACCGAGGAUUGCCUUCCUUCAAGCCCGGAGAAAACGUCACGCUGGAUCCGGAUCUCCUGAAGUGAUUUCCGUGAUUCGAGUCUAGGAAGAGUGGAGACUCGGGACAGGUACAGCUACGAAAGGAGAUCGGAAAUGCUAAACGCUGACGAUCGAAGCAUAUAGGCAGUGAAAUCGGAACGCCCGGGGAUCUGUUCAGGAAUACCGCAGUGUAGGGAACCAGAUUAUCGAAUAAAGCUACUUCUCGCUUGUUUCGCUCAAGA
This is a messenger RNA of Galendromus occidentalis (western predatory mite), 1150 nucleotides long. RefSeq names its product cytokine induced apoptosis inhibitor 1 (gene CIAPIN1). The coding region runs from base 230 to 955 and encodes 241 amino acids. The transcript is spliced from 3 exons. Gene Ontology annotation, cellular component: cytoplasm. Gene Ontology annotation, biological process: iron-sulfur cluster assembly. Gene Ontology annotation, molecular function: iron-sulfur cluster binding. The record is from RefSeq and is a predicted model, not a curated record. NCBI's taxonomy places the organism in Eukaryota, Metazoa, Arthropoda, Arachnida, Mesostigmata, Phytoseiidae.